AUGUCAGUCAUUGUAUUCGCCGUCCUGCUGGCCGUUGCUACCGCUCAGCCAUGCCCUGGUUGUGGACCGUCGUUCUUCGCACCACCGCCCUGCUUCAAUCCACCAUGUGCCCCACCACCUCCACCAUGCUUCAGUCCACCAUGUGCCCCACCACCUCCGCCACCGAUGUUCUUCAUGCCACCUCCACCAGCGCCAUGCUAUGGUGUAGCGUGUGCACCUCCACCACCACCGCCACCACAGAUCUUCUACGCUCAACCUCCACCGCCUCCAUGUGUCGGUAUGGCAUGUGCACCACCGCCACCACCUCCACCACAGGUCAUCUUUGCGGCUGCACCACCUCCACCACCACCGAGAAUCAUGUUCCAAGCUCCCCCUCCGUGCUCAGCUCCUCCUUGUGCACCACCGGCCUUCUUUAACCCACCAUGCUCGGGUUUCGGUUGCGGUAUGGCCCCACCACCCCCACCUCCACUCUUCGGUUCGGUUCCUUGCUGCUCUAUGAUGGAUUUCUCGUGCUGUCGACGACUGUUCCGUAAGAGACAGAUCGAACAGCCUGAGAAGGUACCAGAAGAAGCUGAAGAGACUACAGAAACCGAGGAGAAGAAAAGAAGCUAG
Messenger RNA from Ostertagia ostertagi, 612 nucleotides. NCBI's taxonomy places the organism in Eukaryota, Metazoa, Nematoda, Chromadorea, Rhabditida, Trichostrongylidae. The record is from the annotation of a GenBank genome assembly.